This is a messenger RNA of Australozyma saopauloensis, 2598 nucleotides long. RefSeq lists its product as uncharacterized. NCBI's taxonomy places the organism in Eukaryota, Fungi, Ascomycota, Pichiomycetes, Serinales, Metschnikowiaceae. The record is from RefSeq and is a predicted model, not a curated record. Gene Ontology annotation, biological process: mitotic sister chromatid cohesion. Bases 1 to 2598 code for a protein of 865 amino acids. The transcript has a single exon.
AUGUUAAAUUUAAAGCAUAAUUUUCUUGAAGUAACAAUUAAAUUAAAGUCAAAUUGUUGGAAUAAGGAUAUCCACAGGCUUCCUUGUGCACACUUGAGGUUGUCUCAUGUACUUCCAACAUGGAAUAAGAAGGCCAUGCAUAAAUACCUGUUUGAGUCGAGCCGGCAACAAAACACAUCACAGCGACGCGCCAAAACAAGCUCGCGACGAGAAAUUGUCUUCCAGGUCCCGAAAAAGCGCAAGAAGUCCCCCCUGUCAAGACUGAGCCUGGUUCCUAUUCUAACAUCAUCACAAACCAACCUCAGCGAUCCUUUAAAGAGCAGUACCGAAUCAGCAAGCCUGAGUGUCACGGCAAAAGAGUUUUACUCCAGGCCAAAGUCUUAUCUUGAGCAACAAUAUGAACAGAAAAUUAGUGAGUUUGUCUCCGCAAAUGGUUCGAACGACUUUGAAGCACUAGAAAACACCACACCCGAGGAAUCAGAGAAUCAAUUGGAUGAGUUUGAAAUACCUGAGAAGAUUGCUUCUCCGGAGAAUUCCGGUUUUACAGAGGAGCCCAUUCCGGAAAUACCCAUUGAGCCUGAAUUGAUACGAGAACAAAUGGUCCAUGGAGAUUUGUCAAUAGGCUUAUUGAUCACUUUAUCUGACAGAUUUCUAAACACGGCUCAUGCAAUGGUCUUCGAAUGUAAUGACUCAGCAGGCUCUGAGUUGUAUUACAGUUAUAUCAAGCUUGCUUUGUCGUCGCUACAUAAAGUGCUUAGUGAACAAGAAGCAAAGUUGAACCCUCAACUCGAGCUGGCAGUCUGCCUCAAGUUGGCUCGUAUCUACUUCACAGAGACGGAAAAUCUAGAUUUGGCUGAGAAAUUUCUAUCUAGGUCGCAGGCUCUACUGAGUAGACACCAUCUCGAUAAACAACUGCUCGCUUCUGAUUUAUUGCAAUACCAAAUCUUGUCUGCUUCAAAUGAUUCGAAUAUGCUAGCAUAUUUCAAAGAUCGCUUGUCGUAUUAUCACGAGAAUGACAUGCCAGGUGCAUGCUCUCUUUUUUCAUUUCUUCGAGCCCAAAGCCAAAUCGGCUCCGAGCCAGCAGUGGCACUCAAUCACUUUAAAUUGAUCAACCAGGAUCAGAAUUGUGAAACUAACAUUUCGAUCUUGGCGCUUAUUUUGGAAGCGAAUUUACAUAUUUAUCGCGGGAAUCCUUUAGAAGCGAAACCUCUUUUGAAAAAGGCUGCAGCUCAAAUGAUCCCCUUGCAAUGCCAGCCACAGAUUCGUGGUUUACAUCUUCUUCUGACACUAUGCUUCUAUAUUCAAGUUGGUGAUUUUCAGAAGGGAAAAGACACUUCUAAAGAAAUCUCUAAGUUUAUAACCCGCCAGAAGAGAGUUGAAUGGAAGUUAUGGAAGAGUUCUGGGAAAGUUGCUAUAGAACUCGAACUCAAGAAAGGCCACAAAAUUCUCGUAGAUUUUACGUGGAUCAAUUCUGAUAUGUUCGUGAUCUACUUCUAUCUUUUGAGUGGUGUAUUGUUGCUUUCCUACGAUUUUUCGCAUGCAAAAGCUUCUGAGGUGUUCAUGGCAUGCCAGAAAUUGACUGAUGAAAAAUUGGUCUCCGUAACGAGUGUUCAUUCAUCGAGUGGUGGAUUUGGUAUCAACGCACUUACUGAGCACUUCGUGCGAUUGAAUUUCAUCCGAUACACGCUUUUCUACUAUAGAACCUGGCUUGACAUUGUUCACAAUAAUGAAUUCAUGGGAAUCAAGAGCAUUCGAAAUUUCCUAGCCAAUUUUAAUAAUGAGAAUUACUCUGGUGAUGAACUCAUCUACUACAAGCUUUUACGUGAUCGAUUCAAGUAUCUUGUUGCUUUGUACCACCUUCAUGAGGGUGAUAUCAAAGCAGCCAAGUACUUCUUUACCCAAUUAAGAAUUCAGAAUGCUUCGGGAAAGACUUUAAAGCUUAUCAAUGCUUCCACGAAGCAGCUCGGGAUUGGCAUUGGUUGUGAGAUUCUAUUGGGUAGGGCCAACCAAAAUGAGUUGUUUCUUUUCUCCAGCCUUCACUUACUAGCAAUUUCUGAGUACGAAAUGAGUUCCUUUACACUAAAAAACCUAUCAGAGUCAGACCAUACGAAGGUUGCUGAGAUCCGCUCAUUCUUGGGUAUUCUAAAGAAUGACUUGAACAAAGCGAUUGAAAAAGAUGUCAAAUUUGGAAUUGGUAAUUCAGAAAAGGUGCUUCAGUAUACCAUCAAGUUGAUCUCAUGUGCAUUUGAGAAGAAAUCAGCUCUAUCACUCGGUGGUAUCUUAGAAUUGUCCAACGACUUGGCUGAGAAGAGGGUCUCUAAUUAUCCUGAGUUUUUGAAGGCUAUAACUCGCUUCCUUGAAUACGAAAAUUGCACUAAUAGGGAUAAAAGGAAAAAACUCAAAAAGCAAAUCCUUUACGCUGAGAGCUCUUCUACAUUAAGCUCUGUGCUCAAAUUCUUGAUCUUCUCUAAAUCACAGUCUCCUCGUGGAGAGGCUGUCGAGCAGGAUGAUCUUGAAUUGCAAUUUCUCAAAUGCAAGAAAAGUCUUGAAGUUAUGCAAGAGAAAGACGAAUUCGCUCGUUCUAGCAUAAUUCUAUGA